This is a messenger RNA of Solanum verrucosum, 1123 nucleotides long. RefSeq names its product serine/arginine-rich splicing factor RSZ22-like. Gene Ontology annotation, cellular component: nuclear speck. Gene Ontology annotation, biological process: mRNA splicing, via spliceosome. The coding region runs from base 249 to 845 and encodes 198 amino acids. The transcript is spliced from 6 exons. NCBI's taxonomy places the organism in Eukaryota, Viridiplantae, Streptophyta, Magnoliopsida, Solanales, Solanaceae. Gene Ontology annotation, molecular function: zinc ion binding; RNA binding. The record is from RefSeq and is a predicted model, not a curated record.
AUCUGUAUUGAAGUUCGAUUAAUUCAAAUUCGUUCAACAUAAGACCCCUUUCAAGGGGAAACACUUUCUAUCAAGGAUUUUUUAAAUACUAAGGAUUCAAACUUAAGACUUCUGAUUAAAUAAGAAGCAACCUUAUCCACUGCACUAUAUCUUUCGAUGGUAAUUCCAUCCUCUCCUCACUUGUAUUUCUUUCUCUUAAACCUUAUAUAUACUAGAGAAACUUUUGCUUGUUCAUAGUGGAAAAUAUAAUGGGUCUGUUCAUGAGUUGCAUGGGAGAAGGUUAUUAUUCCGAGAUGUCAAGAGUGUAUGUUGGAAAUCUUGAUCCUAGGGUCACUGAAAGAGAACUAGAAGAUGAAUUCCGUGUCUUUGGAGUUAUAAGAAGUGUUUGGGUUGCAAGACGCCCACCUGGUUAUGCUUUUAUUGACUUUGAUGACCGUAGAGAUGCACAAGACGCAAUCAGGGAUCUGGAUGGUAAAAAUGGAUGGAGAGUGGAGCUCUCACAUAAUUCUAGAGGAGAAAGGGGUGGGGGCCGUGGAGGAGGUCGUGGUCGUUCUGGAGGCUCUGAUUUGAAGUGCUAUGAGUGUGGUGAGUCUGGUCAUUUUGCUCGUGAAUGCAGAGUGCGAGGAGGUCCAGGUCCUGGUAAACGUAGAAGUCGUAGCCCUCCUAGAUAUCGGAGGAGCCCAAGUUAUGGUCGCAGGAGUUAUAGUCCUCGUGGACGUUCCCCCAGACGCCGAAGCGUGUCACCUCGUGGCCGUAGUUAUAGCCGAUCUCCAUACCGUGGAAGAGAUGAAGUUCCUUAUUCCAAUGGAAAUGGUGUCAGGGACCGAAUCAGAAGCAGGAGCUGAACGGAGAAGUUGAUUACUUGUCUCAUUCAGGAGUUUUUCGAUGUGUGUGUUACUAUGCUUGACUUGAUCACAGCUGUGUAAGUGAGGCCAUGCCCUCAACUUCAACGGCUUUAAUUUUCAUAUGAUAUUAUAAGUGUGUUUUUUUAAUUUCUCAACUUUUUCCCUUUUUAAGAACCAUUAUGUUAGGGACAUAGACCUUUUGUACUUUAUGGCGUCUAUUAUCUUUAGAAAAGAAAUAUCCUAAAGAAUGCUGCUAAAAAUUUACUUUUGUUUUCUUG